AUGGCGGUGGCGCUGGAUGAAGUGUGGGGGCGGGUAAAGAACGUCUGCAAGCAGAACGGACUGCUCAUCCUGUCUGUGCUGGCUGUAGUCAUCGGCUGCCUGCUGGGCUUCUUCCUCAGAGGCAAGCAGCUCUCCGAGCAGGAGGUGAAGUACUUCCAGUUUCCUGGGGAGCUGCUAAUGAGGAUGCUGAAAAUGUUGAUAUUGCCCCUGGUUGUAUCCAGCUUGAUGUCAGGUCUGGCUGCGCUGGAUGCCAAGUGCUCCAGCCGCCUGGGCAUCAUGACCAUCUCCUACUACCUCUGGACCACAUUUGUUGCUGUGAUAGUGGGCAUCAUCAUGGUGUACAUCAUCCACCCGGGAGGAGCUGCUCAGAAAGAGGACUCUGAGGACAGCAAGAAGCCGAUGACCAGUUCUGCUGAUGCUCUGCUGGAUCUCAUUCGCAACAUGUUUCCAGCCAAUCUGGUUCAAGCUACUUUUCAACAGUAUCGAACCCAGAGAGUCCCAGAACUCAUCCCCAAACCAACGGUGGUUCAGGUCCUGGAUGAGACAACUACGCGCCGGGUCUACAUCUAUGGCAUUCAGGAUGACAACGGCACAGACAUCCAGAACUUCUCCCUGGAUCUGACGCCGCCUCCCGACGUAAUCAUGAAAACAUCACCUGGUACCAGUGAAGGCAUGAAUGUGCUGGGCAUCGUUAUUUUCUCUGCAACCAUGGGAAUAAUGUUAGGAAGAAUGGGACCAAAUGGAAGUGCUUUGGUCAACUUCUGCCAGAGUUUAAAUGAGGCAGUUUUGAAGAUUGUUGCCAUUGUCAUCUGGUAUUUCCCCUUUGGUAUUGUGUUCCUGGUUGCUGGUAAGAUCUUGGAGAUGGAUGACCCUUCAGCCAUGGGGAAGAAGCUAGGCUUUUAUGCCAUCACCGUGGUAAUGGGUUUGGUGCUGCAUGGUCUAUUCAUUCUCCCAGCCAUGUACUUCUUCAUUACUAAGAAGAGCCCCAUCGUUUACAUCAGAGGCAUUCUGCAGGCCCUGCUCAUUUCAUUGGCCACCUCAUCCAGCUCUGCCACUCUGCCUAUCACCUUCAAGUGCCUCCUCGAGAACAACCACAUUGACAGACGCAUCAUCCGCUUUGUGCUGCCUGUCGGGGCCACCAUCAACAUGGACGGCACCGCGCUCUAUGAGGCUGUGGCGGCAAUUUUCAUCGCCCAAGUGAAUAAUUACGAGUUAGACUUUGGACAGAUCAUCACAAUUAGCAUCACUGCCACUGCAGCCAGCAUCGGUGCAGCUGGAAUCCCACAGGCUGGACUCGUUACCAUGGUGAUCGUGCUGACCUCUGUGGGUCUGCCCACCGAUGACAUCACUCUCAUCAUUGCUGUGGAUUGGGCUUUGGAUCGAUUCAGGACCAUGGUCAAUGUGAUGGGUGAUGCCUUGGCCACAGGCAUCAUGGCUCAUAUCUGCAGAAAAGACUUUAUCAAAGAAGGGGAGCAGCUGCCUCUGAUCUGUGAGACUAAACCCAUGAUAAGCAUCCAGCAGAUGAUGGCCUACCAGAAUCAGAAGAACGGCUGCUACCAGCCGCCUCCACCAGGCAGCAAGCAGGACCACCUCUCCCCAGACGUGGCACGCCUGAUUCAGCUUGAGGAGGGGAUCCGGCCAACUGAGAAGAAGAAGCAUAUGCACUCCUCUCACCACAAGAGAGAGCACAGGGACAAGGAUCACUGUUCCAUUGAUAUGAAUGGGCUGGAGACUAACGUAUAAAAGAAACAGCUCUGCCAACAGCUACUGGUACAUCCACAGCUGCAGGGCCAACAGGACAGGAAGAAUGAGAUGAUAUUUGGCUAUGUAUGUUUGUGUGUGUACAUAUUUAUACCAGAGAUGUAUUACUUUGUACCAGUCCAGCAAUGACAGCGUGCUGCUCUGGUGGACAGAUAUUUCAGACCAGAGAACUGAUCCUGUUCUAGGUUUCAAUGCCAUCCUCCCAGAUCUUUGAGUCAGCCCAUCUCAAAGGAGCAGAAGUGGAGAACACAACAACUCAUAUGAGACAUAAUUAAAGGAAUCUGUCCCUCUCUGAACUGCUGAUUCAUUAUGCUCUGGUUUGGUACGUUUAAGCACAGCAUUGAUUUUCUGGGUGCUUCUGUAUAUUUAAUCUUUUUGUCCCCAUGGUCUCUAAAAUUAAAAAUGUUGCCCGUUUGGAGCAUUUUCCAUUAGAGGUUCACUGACUCUGUAAAGCACACGACAAAGACACAAAGUGACACAAAACAGGAUGAUUGAUGUGAAAUCUUAUGGAACAGUAUGAAACAGUCUGGUUCACAUUCAGGAAAGAAAUGUCUCAGCUUCUGAGGUAGUUAUGUUACAAAUUUUCUCA
This is a messenger RNA of Monopterus albus (swamp eel), 2350 nucleotides long. RefSeq names its product solute carrier family 1 member 7a (gene slc1a7a). Gene Ontology annotation, biological process: L-glutamate transmembrane transport. Gene Ontology annotation, cellular component: plasma membrane. The record is from RefSeq and is a predicted model, not a curated record. NCBI's taxonomy places the organism in Eukaryota, Metazoa, Chordata, Actinopteri, Synbranchiformes, Synbranchidae. Gene Ontology annotation, molecular function: neutral L-amino acid transmembrane transporter activity; glutamate:sodium symporter activity; L-glutamate transmembrane transporter activity. The transcript is spliced from 11 exons. Bases 1 to 1743 code for a protein of 580 amino acids.